GCAGAGGGCCCGAGCCCGCUGACAUUCUCGGUGGCGGUGGCUGCGGCGGCCCUGGGCUGCGGGGAAUGGGUGUCCUAGGGCCCUGACUGAGCACCGCCCCCGCCUCCCUGCCCCCGACAUGGCUCAGGAGAAGAUGGAGCUGGACCUGGAGCUGCCUCCGGGUGCAGGCGGGAGCCCGGCGGAGGGCGGCGGCGGGGGCCUGCGGAGGUCUAACAGCGCCCCCCUGAUCCACGGCCUCAGUGACACCUCGCCGGUGUUCCAGGCCGAGGCGCCGAGCGCCAGGCGGAACAGCACGACGUUCCCGAGCCGCCACGGCCUGCUGCUGCCCGCCUCGCCCGUCCGCAUGCACAGCAGCCGCCUACACCAGAUCAAGCAGGAGGAGGGCAUGGACCUCAUCAACCGCGAGACGGUGCACGAGCGCGAGGUGCAGACCGCAAUGCAGAUAAGCCACUCCUGGGAGGAAAGUUUCAGCCUGAGUGACAACGACGUGGAGAAGUCCGCCUCCCCGAAGCGCAUCGAUUUCAUCCCGGUGUCACCGGCGCCGUCGCCCACGCGGGGCAUCGGGAAGCAGUGUUUUUCACCAUCCUUGCAAAGUUUUGUGAGUAGCAAUGGAUUGCCUCCCAGCCCUAUUCCCAGCCCGACGACCCGAUUUACGACCCGGCGGAGCCAGAGCCCCAUCAACUGCAUUAGGCCAAGUGUUCUUGGACCAUUAAAAAGAAAAUGUGAAAUGGAAACUGAAUAUCAGCCAAAGAGAUUUUUCCAGGGCAUCACCAAUAUGCUUUCGUCUGACGCUGCGCAGCUGUCAGAUCCCAGCGUGUGUGUAUCUUCGGAUACCCUGGAUGGAAACAGCAGCAGUGCCGGCUCUUCCUGUAACUCGCCGGCGAAGGUCAGCACGACCACCGACUCUCCUUUGUCGCCUGCCCAGGCGACCUCUCCAUUUAUUCCUGUAGACGAACUUUCAUCCAAGUGAUGCGCCCACCCCGAGACUUUGGGUUUUUUUUUUUUUUUUUUUUUGCAAUGGGGAGUGAAACAAAAAAUCAAGUUGGAGCAAGCACUGAACUUUGUUGAUUAAUUUGAGGCUAUUUCCUAUUUAACCCUUUUCCUUUUUUGGAAUUUCCUGCAAUGUUGUUAUUCUAGAAAACUAACGUGCAGUUCCUGCAGAUGCCCUUGAAUUCAGUGUAGUAAUAUUUUCAGACGUUUUCCCAAUGAGUGUGUGGAAGCAUACAUCUUUACGCUGCUAAUAUGUCUCAAUACAUAUGUUAUCCCUUGAUUUUUUUAAAUAAUCGAGAGCUCUAUUUAUUUAUUGGAUUAUUAAGUUCUGAUGAAAAUAUAAGUGUUGAAUUAAUCAGCAUAGUAAACUGAUGUUUUAAAAUUCCGUAUUUCAUGCCCACACGAAUUUUUAAUGUUAUUUUUAGUGAUUGCUAAUUUCCACUUGAUAAAGAACAAUAUUACCUAUAUUAAGCUUUUUUUUUUUUUUUUAAAUAUAGUUAGAGCAUAUCAAUCUAGUGGUUGUCUGUUUUGCCCAGGAAUCCUUGGAUAUUUAAUUUCCUGGGUACAGAGGUGGAUGGGAGGGAGGUGAUAAAAGAAUAUAAAAGUUUGCAACAAAUCUUUUAGAAUUAAAUAUAUAAGAGCAAAUGUAUUUAAGAAAAAGCAUUUUCUAAUGAAAUUUUAAUAGUAAUUCUCAAGUUCUGCAAAUAUCACUAUUAGACAGAAAAUGCUAUUUUCUCUUUUUUACUGGAAAGUGCACCCUCUUGGGUGUAAUCCUAAAAUGAGAUUGGACAGUGCCUUGCAGUCUUAGCUUCUUUGAACUGCUGCAAACUUAAACGUUUUUCAAAUGUAGACAAUGUGUGGGAAGCCCCAUGGAACUUCAGCCGAGCACCCAGGCAAACAAUACUGUCAACUGUUGAUAGACUUUAAAAUAUCCAAUCGUGCCUCAGUUCCGAAAAUCCUUGCCAAGAAGGAGCCAGAGCAACUUUUGGCUGCUUUUCUGCUUUGCCCGUCUGUUACCUUCCUCGUUUUCCCUUGCUCAGGAAGGAAGCAGCUGUUUCCUUGCCAACAGGUCCUUCCUCUGCACCUCCCACCCAACUAGGGCACCAUCGGUCAGACGCAUGUCCAAUGUGACUUAGAUUUCGGACAGGGGCAGCAGGACUAUGGAGUUGUCUCUGGAGCCUCUGGUUCAAGCUGCAGCAGCUGGAGUUGACCGCCUUGGGGAUGCCAGUUGAUUAAGGGUCAAGGACUUUGCAAGAGAAAAAUCAGUGGAGAGCCACGUAGGUAAAUCAUUGUGGAACUUAGGCUUUGUUAAAGGUAGAACUGUGGGAUGUGCUUUUCUUUGCUUUUUCCAGUGAAAACAGAAUAUCAAGAUAUUUAAUAAGAAUAACAGAUGUUUUAUAUUACACAUUAAUUAGAUGGGUAGAUAGAAUGGCAGACAAAAGGGGAAGGGGGGUGGGAACAAAAGGCUCAAAGAGAGACCAAGACAGAAACUCCAACUUAUUUUUUUAGGUCAUUGCCUACAGAGACUUUAACAAUUAUGUGGAAUUUUUACAACUAUGAGAAUAAAAGGAACUGGUCAACUCUU
Molecule: messenger RNA, 2575 nt
Organism: Loxodonta africana (African savanna elephant)
Lineage: Eukaryota; Metazoa; Chordata; Mammalia; Proboscidea; Elephantidae
Gene: PABIR1
Product: PP2A Aalpha (PPP2R1A) and B55A (PPP2R2A) interacting phosphatase regulator 1
Exons: 1
Coding region: 119-970 (283 amino acids)
Biological process (GO): mitotic G2/M transition checkpoint
Cellular component (GO): nucleus; cytoplasm
Molecular function (GO): protein serine/threonine phosphatase inhibitor activity
Source: RefSeq, a predicted model, not a curated record